Molecule: messenger RNA, 1162 nt
Organism: Mycetomoellerius zeteki
Lineage: Eukaryota; Metazoa; Arthropoda; Insecta; Hymenoptera; Formicidae
Product: putative glutathione-specific gamma-glutamylcyclotransferase 2
Exons: 2
Coding region: 192-866 (224 amino acids)
Biological process (GO): glutathione catabolic process
Cellular component (GO): cytoplasm
Molecular function (GO): glutathione specific gamma-glutamylcyclotransferase activity
Source: RefSeq, a predicted model, not a curated record
GGGCGUAACAGACGCGUUGGAUGUAACAUGGAGCAUAAUUUUGAAGUGGAAUCGUCUGCAAGUUAUGUCACGGGAUUAAAAGACGAACUCGUCAUUCGAGAGAUUAGGCAAAGUUUACAUUGCAUGACGUGAUUGUCAUUGUUGCCGACGAUAAAAAGAAAUCUUUCGGCCGACGUCGCGAGCGAGCGAGCAUGCCGAGCAUGUGGGUAUUUGGUUAUGGUUCUUUAAUAUGGAAAGCAGAUUUUCCAUAUGAGAAAAAGCUCGUCGGCUAUAUCAAGGGAUACAUCAGGCGUUUUUAUCAAAAGAGUACCGAUCAUAGAGGCGUGCCCAAUAGGCCUGGACGUGUAGUGACGUUGCUCGCCUCUAGUAAUCCCGACGACCAAGUAUGGGGACUCGCAUACAAGAUAUCUUCUGAGAAUAUAGAAAAUGUAGUCAAUCAUUUGGAUUUCCGGGAGAAAGGUGGCUAUAUAAAAAAAACCGUCCUCUUUUAUCCCUGUGAUUUUUCCAAGUCUACCCAAAGUGGUUCAAAUGCCAAUGUGUCUUUGAAUGAUCUCUCGAGGAUGACCUUUUCAACGGCAUCACUUUCAACUACAUUGGAUGAAGCUCCAUUCUACCUUACUAUUUAUAUAGGUGAAGAAGAUAAUCCAAAUUUCGCUGGUAUGGAGAACGUAGAUACCAUUGCGAGACACAUAAUUGUUUCACGUGGCAUCAGUGGAUCUAAUAUAGAAUAUCUUUAUAAACUGGCAUCCGCGAUGCGCACGAUAGCCCCUGGCGUACAAGACGAACAUCUGUUUGCCUUAGAAAGAGCUGUAAAAGAAUUGGAGCAGCAGAAAGAAGAGUCAUUGGAAUUUGAUCAAUUUUCAUAAAACAAUAGUUGUAUUAAUAUAAGAAAAUAUAGCCAAUUGUGUCAUCAGUCGAUAUAACGAACUAUCUGAAUAUUUAUUUUAUUUAAUUUUUUUCUUUCUCUCUGUUUAGAGAUCUUCUGAUUAAGAUUGUAUUUAUGUAGUAAACUUAUUAGAUGUAAUACGAAAUGUUUUGAUUAAGAAGUUUUUAUCACAGCGAAUCUCGAGACUAUUGAUGCAAUUGGCUGAGAACUAAAGAGACGAAACUUUUUUGCACUGACCAAAAUAAUAGCAAAAUGAUAAUAUUCCCGUAUAGUUAG